UGAGUCACAGUUUGCAACUUGCAACUUUUACUCGAACUCCCCUAAUCCCUCCCGUUAGGAUAAACCAGCCUGAAAAUGAGAGGACAGGUGCUUGGGGUUAUCCUAACACAUAGAUCACCAGGUGUUUAGAGAAUCCGCUGUGAGAUCGUUAGGGGAUCGUCAUUGGAAUUGGAUAAUGUGCUAUCUUCGGUUACAUAUGAAAAUCUGGGCUUCGAGGUACGGUCUGAAUGACAACAGCUGCGGACUUGCUACAGAAGCGCGGUGCAGAAGCUGGCACUCCAGAGGCGCAAACCAGCACUGCAUUCCUGUCAACCAUUCACACGCGUGAAGCUCGGAUUAUGUGCAGAGCGAUCCUAGUGCUUUGGAAUAACUUCCCUUUCCGUUUUGGAUAUGUGUUAUUCGGCGACUUUCCCGGUCGAUUCGACACGGUCGGUUGAUGUGCCGAUAAAUCGAGAGUACAUGAUUGCAAUCAUUGGAGCUGGCCAGCGAGGUAAUGCUUAUGCGCGAUACGCCACCGUUUGUCCCGAUAAAUGUAAGGUGGUCGCCAUAGCUGAGCCCCGCCCAAACACGCGCAAAAAUAUGGUUUGCACCCACAAUAUCUCCAAGGAGAUGGUUUUCCACACUUGGGAGGACUUCAUCGCCGCUUCAAGGCUCGUCGUCGCUACCCAGGAUAAGAUGCACGCACCGGCUGUUCAUGCCCUCGCUGAACAGGGCUACCAUAUUCUCUGUGAAAAGCCAAUGGCUACGUCUCCCGAGGAAUGCAUUAGAAUGGCGGACGACGUGAAGAGAGCCGGGAAGAUAUUUGGCAUUGGACAUGUCCUGCGUUAUUCCCCGUACUCCCGGGCCAUUGCGAAGAUCAUCGAGUCCAAGGAACUCGGUGAAAUUGUCAACAUCGUUCACAUGGAGCCUGUCGGAUACUUCCAUUUUGCACAUUCAUAUGUACGGGGCAACUGGUGCCAAGAGGGGGAAAGCUCGUUUUCACUGAUGACCAAGAGCUGCCAUGACAUCGAUCUUAUUUGUUCGUAUUUAGCACCGUUUGGUGCAGUCCCCGUCCGAGUUUCCUCGUUCGGCUCUCUCUCUCACUUCAACAAGAAAAGCAAGCCCGCAACGGCUGGUGAUGCUACGAAAUGCCUAGAAUGUCCCCUCCAAGACAAAGGCUGCCCUUAUAGUGCAAAGAAAAUCUACUUGGAACCUAUCUCUGGUGGAAUGACGUCUUGGCCGGUGUCUGUCCUUACUGACGGCAAACCAACACGAGACUCCGUCUUAGCGGCGCUUCAGAACGGUCCAUACGGCAAAUGCGUGUAUGAGUCACGCAACGAUGUUGUUGACCAUCAAGUGGUCAACGUCGAAUUCUCCAGGGACAAACUGUUUCAGCUCAUCUGUGAGCGUCAGACUCGAAUUCACUUCACCAAAGGAGAGUUGAUCGGUGAUAUGCGAGGGGAAAUUCGGACCGUGUAUGAUCAGGGAAACGAUCCCGUUCGGAAUCAUCAAGUAGAAAUAGACGCAGACAGCGGCCAUGGGGGAGGUGAUAUCGGUCUAAUUGCAGCUUUUAUCGAUGCCGUUGCAGAAGGUAAGCAGGAGGUACUCGGAGUUGACAUCGAUGAUAUCCUGUGCAGUCACUUGACGGUAUUUGCUGCGGAAAAGAGCCGCCGUGAAGGCUGUGUGGUUGAUGUCCAGGCCUAUGAAGCCCAAGUGCGGGCAGGAAUGGCCAAGAUUUCCAUUGUCUAAAC
Cantharellus anzutake is the source of this 1730-nucleotide messenger RNA. RefSeq names its product NAD(P)-binding protein. The record is from RefSeq and is a predicted model, not a curated record. Gene Ontology annotation, molecular function: nucleotide binding. NCBI's taxonomy places the organism in Eukaryota, Fungi, Basidiomycota, Agaricomycetes, Cantharellales, Hydnaceae. The transcript has 12 exons. Bases 391 to 1728 code for a protein of 445 amino acids.